Messenger RNA from Bolinopsis microptera, 1666 nucleotides. RefSeq lists its product as uncharacterized. The transcript has 7 exons. The record is from RefSeq and is a predicted model, not a curated record. The coding region runs from base 67 to 1191 and encodes 374 amino acids. NCBI's taxonomy places the organism in Eukaryota, Metazoa, Ctenophora, Tentaculata, Lobata, Bolinopsidae.
UGUAGUGAUGAAAACUCUUCUCCUGACACCAGUUGCAUACAAAAAGAUCUGAAGAAGGGUACGAGGAUGAGGGAGGCCUCUUUUACCCAUCAGCCGAAGAAGUAUGAGUUUGACUACAAUGCUGCUCUUGAAUUGGACUACAUCAAGUUGACAAAGCAGGAGGACAUACAGUUAACAGUAGACGAUCACGUGACUGAAACAAAAAGUUCCGAGAAGUCCCGGAGUAGCAUCUCUCGGGCUUUUAGUGAAUUUGUCUUUCUUAAGUGGAGACCAACAGAAACGCAGGAAUCGCAGACCUCGGAAACAGAAUCAGGUAGCAGACAAUCAAGAAAAAGGAACAGGAAUCAGAGCAAACAGAAACGAACCAAACCGAAUCAGAAACCCUAUCGUAGAACAGUGCCGAGGCAGAUAAUGUCUAAAAAGGAUAUCAAAAGGCAGCUUUCUGGCUUGGUAGCUCUUUCUCCUCUAAAAUCGGAGCAGUACGUAAGACAAACUAGACGAACUCUGAUGCUAGACGGCCUAAGUGACAAAUGUGAGUGCACUAUUACGGAUAAUGAUGACGGUGAAAUCCAGUUCUCGUGUGUUUUAAGUCAAGAGGGAAUUGUUUGUAGAAACUACAGGUCAAUGUUAGACAUCGUGAGUAUUGGGUCUAUACAAAAUUUAGACGAUGAUGACCCUAUUGGUAUCUACUAUACAAUAGAGGGCUUUAAAGAUGGCCAGAUAGCUAGGAUUAGGAAAGGAAACACCUUUAGCAGGGUAAAGUACCAGCUGAGUCUGGUGACACCAGAAGACCAGAAGAUGGUCCUCUCCCUUCCCAACAACACACACUCCCCCAACUCACCACUCCCCAUCCUCAAACAGUCCCUGGUAGUUCACCGGGAGUGGGGCAACAUCCUGAAGAUCAGAACCAAAACCAGCAACUUUCCAAUCGCCACUAUUCAGAAAGAAAUGAACUCUAUGAGAUAUUGGUUACACCUGGAACCUAAUGUGGACUCAUGCUUCGUGUCGGCUAUUGCAGCUUAUGUUUUAAGAAAGAAGAUAUUCGGUGACAAGCUCCCCAAAGUUUUGAAGACUCAGAAUAAUUUGGCUCGUAGAGCUAGGAGACUGAGUAUAUCGUUUAGACGGAGAAAGAAACCACGGCCACUCCGGGAAAACCUGGGUGGGACUGCCGCAACUUCUUCAACAUUGUGAGGCAGAGUUUUAAUGGGCUAUCAAUGAUGAUAAGCCAUCUAGAUUCUGGAUUGUAAGAUUUGCUUGCUCAUUUAUUUUGAUACUGGAGCAGAGUGUUUGACUUUUAAAAAGUCUUCGUGCCAGGGAGGCUGCUAGGGAGGUUGCCAGGGAGAUGGACAUUGAAGUUACAUCCCAGCUUGUAUGAGGUUCUCGCUUAUCAUGAGAGAAGGAUGAAGCUGUGGAGUUGGCUAUUUUUGAUCGUGUUCAAUUCUGGUUUUUUUAAAUAGUUGUAGGAAUCAAAUCAUUAUUGACAGAGAACAGUUGAGAAGAGAUAACCGUGAAGAAAAUAGCAGCCCAAACUUUGAUAAUCAUAAUCUCGAAUACAGGCUAGAUUCAUAUCACAUAUUAUGUCAUACAGACAAACUUUCAUGGAUCAUAAUGAGGAUUUCUUGUAAAAAAAUUAAGCUUAUUAAAAUUCCUAGAAACUACCGUUCAC